This is a messenger RNA of Phytophthora sojae, 625 nucleotides long. RefSeq lists its product as hypothetical. The record is from RefSeq and is a predicted model, not a curated record. Lineage: Eukaryota; Oomycota; Peronosporomycetes; Peronosporales; Peronosporaceae. The transcript has a single exon. Bases 49 to 567 code for a protein of 172 amino acids.
UGUCGUCGCGUGCGCUGUUGGCUCGGACGUGCGAAGGAGCCCGUGAUCAUGCGCACUGUCAGCCUCCUGAGCCACGCCGACAUCGCAGCCACCCUCCCGACGCUGCAGGAGUGCAUCCGGCAGCUGGUGCAGUUUGUGCAGGACGAGCACGAGCAGUUCCUCGCCGUCCGAGCCCUGGAGCGUCGCGAGCGAGAAGAUCGCCGGCAGCAAGUCCAGCAACGAGGCCAAGAGCAACUCGACGCAGUGCGCGAGGAGCACGAUCGAGUGAGAGAGCCCACUUUCGACUGGGCGGUGCUACUGGACGUACUGAGCCAUUUGGUCGUGCACUCGCUGCUGGGCUCGUUCCAGGCGUUCGCCCCGCUCUCACAGCGCCUGAGCACGGAGACGCAGCAGAGCAAGGACGCCAUCUUCGGUGACCAAUUUCGCGCGGUGCUACAACGCGAGGAACUCCUGGGGAUCGACGCGGCGACGCUGCAGCCCAACUCGCGGUUUCGGUCCUGGGCUUCGAUGGUCGAGUGGAGCAAUGUUGUGUUUGGGCACGGCGCGGCGAGGAAGGGUGGAGGUUGAGGAAGCAGUUGAGGGGGCGAAGCUGGUGUUGUGUAGUGUUGUUGAGGUGAUGCUUGUG